CGCCAUUAACUCCAAAAGACGUAUCGUCUCAUGAAAUCGUUGAAAAACUCGACAAACACUUUCAUCCAAAACCAAAUGAGAUUGUGCAGCGGUUUGCGUUCCAUAAGCGGCACCAGAAUAGUGGGGAGACAAUAGCUGAUUUCGUAAAAGACUUGCGUAAACUGUCGGAACAUUGUGGCUUCAUGGAACUGGAUAAUAUGUUGCGGGAUCAAAUUGUUUGCGGAGUGACAGAUGAAGCGCUGCAAAAACGUCUUUUUAGCGAACCAAGAUUAGACUUUAAACGUGCGUACGAGAUAGCAAUCGCCCAUGAAGCGGCUUACCGCAAUGUAAGGGACGUGCGCGGCAAUGGUAAUGACGUUUUGGCGGUGUCAAUGAAGAAUAAACCCAGGAAAGUAGAAAAGUUGGAGUGUUUCCGUUGAGAGGGCAGCCAUUUUGCGAA
This is a messenger RNA of Rhagoletis pomonella (apple maggot), 439 nucleotides long. RefSeq lists its product as uncharacterized. The record is from RefSeq and is a predicted model, not a curated record. NCBI's taxonomy places the organism in Eukaryota, Metazoa, Arthropoda, Insecta, Diptera, Tephritidae.